Molecule: messenger RNA, 2291 nt
Organism: Neofelis nebulosa (Clouded leopard)
Lineage: Eukaryota; Metazoa; Chordata; Mammalia; Carnivora; Felidae
Product: ELAV-like protein 1
Exons: 1
Coding region: 98-988 (296 amino acids)
Cellular component (GO): ribonucleoprotein complex
Molecular function (GO): RNA binding
Source: RefSeq, a predicted model, not a curated record
GCCGAGCGGAGCCGUUAGCGCCGCGCCGCCGCCGCCCGCCCGCCCCGGAGCAGCCCCGGGCCCGCCCGCCCGAGUCCAGAUUUUUAAAAAAAAUACAAUGUCUAAUGGUUAUGAAGACCACAUGGCCGAAGACUGCAGGGAUGAUAUCGGGAGAACGAAUUUAAUUGUCAACUACCUCCCUCAGAACAUGACCCAGGAUGAGUUACGGAGUCUGUUCAGCAGCAUCGGUGAAGUCGAAUCUGCAAAACUCAUUCGGGAUAAAGUAGCAGGGCACAGCUUGGGCUAUGGCUUUGUGAACUACGUGACUGCCAAGGACGCGGAGAGAGCGAUCAACACGCUGAAUGGCCUGCGGCUCCAGUCAAAAACCAUUAAGGUGUCGUAUGCCCGCCCGAGCUCAGAGGUCAUCAAAGACGCCAACCUGUACAUCAGUAGCCUCCCAAGGACCAUGACCCAAAAGGAUGUGGAGGAUAUGUUCUCUCGGUUCAGGCGAAUCAUCAACUCCCGGGUCCUUGUGGAUCAGACCACAGGUUCCUCCGAGCCCAUUACAGUGAAGUUUGCAGCCAACCCCAACCAGAACAAAAACAUGGCGCUGCUCUCCCAGCUCUACCACUCGCCGGCCAGACGGUUCGGAGGCCCCGUUCACCACCAGGCGCAGAGAUUCAGGUUCUCCCCUAUGGGUGUAGAUCACAUGAGUGGGCUUUCUGGUGUCAGUGUCCCGAGCAACGCGUCUUCGGGCUGGUGCAUCUUCAUCUACAACCUCGGGCAGGACGCCGACGAGGGGAUCCUCUGGCAGAUGUUUGGCCCCUUUGGGGCGGUCACCAAUGUGAAAGUGAUCCGCGACUUCAACACCAACAAGUGCAAAGGCUUUGGCUUUGUGACCAUGACAAACUAUGAAGAAGCCGCCAUGGCCAUAGCAAGUCUGAACGGCUACCGCCUGGGGGACAAAAUCUUACAGGUUUCCUUCAAAACCAACAAGUCCCACAAAUAACUCGCUCAUGCUUUUUUUUUUUGUACGGAAUAGAGAAUUAAGAGUGAAGAAGUGGAAACUUUUUUGUUAGUGUACAACUCAUUUUGCGCCAAUUUUCACAAGUGUUUGUCCUAGUCUAAAUGAGAAGUGAAGAGGUUUUUAUACUCGGGGAUGCAACCGACAUGUUCAAAUGUUUGAAAUCCCACAAUGUUAGACCAAUUUAAGUUUCUUAAGUUAUUUCCUUAAAAAUAUAUAUUAAACAGAAAUCUAAGUAGACUGCAUUGACUCACCAGUCCCUCGGGACGGUGGUGAACCUGAAGCAUGCUUUACCCUCUAAGACUGUCUAACACUCAUUUCAUUCGGUGUCUCCACAAACUGGAUUUAAAAAAAACAAAAACAAAAACAAAAACAAAAACAAAAAACCAGAAAAAGGAAAAAAAAAAAAAACCAAAAAAAAAAAAGACCUGACCUUUUAGUUCUAGUUUCCAGACUAAAGAUGUUAGACAGAUGCUGAGUGUGUGCUUUCCUCAGCCGCUUCACCAUUUUUAAGCGAUUUCUGCUUUUGGUUGACGGGAAAUUGCUUUCCCGAGCAGGUGCCAUCGCCACCUCCUGCUCCCUCAGCCCCGGGCCCUGCAGGGGUGCCCGCCGGGGGCAGGGGGGGGGGCCGCCGCUGGGGAAGGGGGGCCGCACGUUGGGCCCUCCACGGAAGGACUCGAACAGGUCUCCUAAAGCCCAGGCGCCAGUGGGAACGGACCAAAGAGUUUCCGGGAAACUCCAGUAUAUUCCCCAGUCAGACCUAGCUCCCGGCACGCCCGAGGAUGUGUUGCUACCCUGACAUCCCGCAUUUCUGUCCACACACGGCAUGCACGGUGCCCCGCACAUCGGACACCGGCGUUCCCCAUCCUUUCGCCAGUCCCCCAGAGCAUUUCACACGGCGCAGGUGCGGAAGACCGCUCCAUAUUUUACGACCCCAGAAACAUUUGAGCAUUGUAUUUCUCGCAUCCCUUCUCGUGAGCGCUAGACUUUGUUUUGUUUUGUUUUCUCUUUUAGUCGGAUUUUGUUUUGAAACUUUGCUUUCGUAUGAACACUCAGCAGAAAAGUACUCACUUCUUGCCAGUUAUCUAUUAACAACAACGAGAGAAAUACCCCUUUGAUUUGUAGUUUUAAAGAUUAACCCUCCCAAGUUCUCUUCAUAACUGCCUUGACAUUUUGGGUUGUUCUGUUCUGUUAAUUUUCUUUUGCUUUUUUGUGUUUUUUGUUUGUUUUUACUUUUGCAUUUAAGACCAUUAAAUUUGAUUUUGUUUUGCUCGAAAAAAAAAAUAAA